AUGAGUUUCGGAAAUCCUGAUGGCCGAUUCAAGUGGUCCAUCCCAGAAGAAGAAGCACUACCAGUGCUGAACCAUUGCUACGAAUCCGGCCUCAACUUCGACACCGCAAACGCCUAUUCCAAUGGCCUUUCCGAAGAAAUGCUCGGCAAAGCGAUCAAGAAAUACAGAUGGCGCCGGGACAACAUCGUCGUCGCAACCAAAGUGUGGGCCCCCGUCGGCGGCGGCCUUGAACAACCAUUGGCAAUGACAGAUGAUGAAAAAGACGAUGCCGGCUACGUGAACCAAUACGGAUUAAGUCGAAAGCAUAUCUUCGAUCGCGUCGAUGCCAGUCUCCAAAGACUCGACCUGCCCUACAUCGACUUGCUACAGAUCCACCGCUUCGACCCCCGAACUCCACCCAAGGAAACAAUGGAGACACUCCAUGAUAUCGUCAAGUCCGGCAAAGUGCGCUACAUCGGUGCUUCGUCGAUGUGGGCCCAUCAACUGCUUGAGUACCAGUACACAGUUCGCCUCCACAGCUGGACGGAGUCCAUCUCGAUGCAGAUGCAGAAUCUGCACAACGCCAUCUACCGAGAAGAAGAGCGGGAAAUGUAUCCCUCCUGUGCCAAUUUCGGCAUGGGCGGGAUACCAUGGAGUCCCAUCGCAAUGGGCUACCUGGCUCGACCCUGGUGGGAAUUCUCAAAGACUGCACGGGGAGAGGGCCAGGGCGCUGGGUUCCUCGGUCAACCUGCGACAGAGACGGAUAAGAAGAUCAAUGAGCAAGUUGAGAAGAUUGCGAAGGAGCGUGGUGUGUCGAUGGUGACUGUGGCUAUUGCUUGGUCUCUUUCUAAGCUGUUUAUUACGGCGCCGAUUUUGGGAAUGAGUAAGAAGGAGGGAUGA
Penicillium subrubescens is the source of this 879-nucleotide messenger RNA. RefSeq names its product aldo/keto reductase. The record is from RefSeq and is a predicted model, not a curated record. The transcript has a single exon. Bases 1 to 879 code for a protein of 292 amino acids. Lineage: Eukaryota; Fungi; Ascomycota; Eurotiomycetes; Eurotiales; Aspergillaceae.